Messenger RNA from Colias croceus (clouded yellow), 2473 nucleotides. RefSeq lists its product as uncharacterized. NCBI's taxonomy places the organism in Eukaryota, Metazoa, Arthropoda, Insecta, Lepidoptera, Pieridae. Bases 175 to 1488 code for a protein of 437 amino acids. The record is from RefSeq and is a predicted model, not a curated record. The transcript has 4 exons.
CAGUGUUUACGUAUGUGUUUGCGGUUAGACUAGCGCCACCUUAUCAUAAAAGGAUUUCCGACGAAAAUUGGUGGCAAUAUACGUAGAAUAUAAUAUUGUAAGGAUUACUUCUUUACAUAAUAAAGGCUGAGUUGAUAAGAUAUUCAGGGACCUAUGUAAUUAUUGUGUUUUAACAUGAAAGAAAAAUAUAGAAAAUGCUUGAAAUGUGGGGAAUCCCCAAGUGACAAUGCUCGUGUUAUUUUACAUCGUUUCCCUAAGCCCGGAAGAACCAAUAAACUUCGGUGCGAAGCAUGGGCUAAAUUCUGUUUUCCUGACGGCGAAUGGGACUUGCCAGAAUUCCAUAAAAAGUUAUUCACAGAACACAGAAUGCUCUGCAAUAAACAUUUUAGAAUGUCAUCAUUUAUGGAUAUAUCUCGUAGAAGAUUAAUUAAAACUGCUACACCAGACCCUGAAUCUGAAAAGAUAUUUAACGAAACUAAAAACUUGAAUGCAUCAGUAUCAGGUGAGGUGUCGAAACCUUUAUUACAUAAUACAACUCUUCUCAGUAUCGAUGAGUCUUCAAAAGAACUUGAUCUUCAGAAAUUAAAGGAUUCAGAAAAUGGAAAUUCCAUACGAGAAACAGUUAUAAAAGAACCUCCAUCUAAAAAGAUAAGAAACGAAACUAAAAAUAAUAUCAUAUCAGUAUCAAAAGUUACAGAAAACCAAGAACCAACUCAAAACAUACCUCAAGUGUCGAAAAAAAUAGAACCAACUCAAAACAUACCUCAAGUGUCGAAAAAAAUAGAGCCAACCCAAAUCAUACCUCAAGUGUCGAAAAGAAUAGAACCAACUCAAAUCGUACCUCAAGUGUCGAAAAAAAUAGAACCAACUCAAAUCAUACCUCAAGUGUCGAAAAAAAUAGAACAAACUCGAAACAUACCUCAAGUGUCGAAAAAAAUAAAACCGACUCAAAACAUACCUCAAGUGUCGAAAAAGGAAGAACCAACUCAAAAUGUACCUCAAGUAUCGAAAAAGAAAGAACCAACUCAAAACGCACCUCAAGUGUCGAAACCCUUAUUAUAUAAUACGACAUUUCUCAAUACAGAAGAGUCGGAAGGACUUGAGCUUCGGAAGUCAAACGAUUCAGAAAAUGUAUAUUCAAUAUAUCGAGAAACAGAUAAAGAAGAACCAAGUAAACUUCCUUCUGAAUAUAACAGAAGUUUAUACAUCAAAUGCAAAAAACAAUCAAACAAAAUCAAACAACUUCGAAAUAUUAUACGCGAACUGAAAGAAAAAUUACAUGCCUGUAAAAUUUCAACCGGUCCAGUUCUAAAGAAUAAAUUAAAGAAAUUUAAAAUUAAAUCGAAUACUUGCGAAUGGGAUAUGAAUACAAAAAUUGUAGCACUAAAACUGUAUAAACGCUCUCAGUCCUAUUACAAUUUGUUAAGGAAGAUAAUUUGCUUACCAGAUCCGAGCACAUUGAGGAGUCUUCUUAACAAGUUUAAUUGAUCAUAUAAAUAAUGAAACGAACAAAACGUGUUUAAAUGUUAUUUGAUGAUUUUAUGAAAAUAUUUUAUGGUUGGGCUUUAGGAGGCAAGAAACCAUCCUAUAUAAGUAUUCUUUGAGGAUUUUACUUUUCUAUCCAUUGAGAUAUACAUAAUAUGGAGACGACACCGCCUACAUCACUUAUGUUCCGCUCAACAUAAGCCAUAUGGCCAAACUGCACUCAGUCGCUUUAGCGCGAUAGUCGCGUUCAUGUCUUGUUUGUUUUAUAGCAAAAAACCAUGAAACUCAUCAAAUAUGCCCUCGAGUGUGUUACGAUAUUGCACUAAUAAUUCAAGUAAUGCGGCAAAGUGCAAAGAAAUAACUUUUCAUCGGUAAUUAACUAGAUAAUCAUUUUUAAAACUUGGUUCGAGUAAAAUUUUUGGCGGGCGCCAUUUUGCGUCAUUUGACUCACUAGCCGCCCCGCGCCGCCGCGCUUGGCGCACAGAUUUUCUUCGUGGUGUCUCCUCCAUACGUAGUAAUAAUAGCUCAAUGUUUCUAUCCCAUUUUUUUAAUUCUAUGCUGAAAGUAAGCUAAUAAUAAAUUGUAACGAGUGACGACAAUACGGAGAAGAGCCAAAAUUAGGGAAAAUACGUUUACUAAAAGCAAAACAAAGAAUUAAAUGGCAGAACAGGGAUAUAUUAUAAUAUUUCACGCUCAAUGAGCGUUUUCGGUAAAAUAGCUUAUUUCGUGUUGUGAUCACAGUAAUAUUACACGUGAAAUUCGCUUUGGUUUAAUGUUCUAAGGAAAUUCGUGUUGUGGCUCUAAUUAAGAACACGUUGUGGCAAUGAAGAAAUGCCACGAUGCGAUCUGAAUAAUCAUUGGUACCUACUGAUAAGUUUAUUUAUUCUGUGCAUUAGUACAUUGAACAUUCUUCUACGGUGUAUAUCAUAUAUUGUGUUCCACAUGUCCCUUGAUGUUGUAUUCAAAUAAACUGACUUCGAAAUACAUA